AUGAUGGACUUUGGCCUUCCCGCCACCGUCCACGGAUCAGUCCAGACGCACAACACCACAUACGGAUCAGUCCAGACGCACAACACAGACGAAUCAGUCCAGACGCACAACACCACAGACGGAUCAGUCCAGACGCACAACACCACAGACGGAUCAGUCCAGACGCACAACAUCACAGACGAAUCAGUCCAGACGCACAACACCACAGACGGAUCAGUCCAGACGUACAACACCACAGACGGAUCAGUCCAGACGCACAACAUCACAGACGAAUCAGUCCAGACGCACAACACCACAGACGGAUCAGUCCAGACGCACAACACCACAGACGGAUCAGUCCAGACGCACAACACCACAGACGGAUCAGUCCAGACGCACAACAUCACAGACGAAUCAGUCCAGACGCACAACACCACAGACGGAUCAGUCCAGACGCACAACACCACAGACGGAUCAGUCCAGACGCACAACACCACAGAGAAAACAGGGACUUUGUGA
Messenger RNA from Knipowitschia caucasica, 498 nucleotides. Lineage: Eukaryota; Metazoa; Chordata; Actinopteri; Gobiiformes; Gobiidae. The record is from the annotation of a GenBank genome assembly.